AUGACUGACUGCAAGCCGCUAGCCACACCAGCGUCCAUUAGUCAACCAGUGAGCCAGUCCAUCGAACCUUUUGACAAUCCAACACAAUACAGGCGACUUGCGGGGGCACUUCAGUAUCUUUCCAUCACUCGGCCGGACAUAUCCUAUGCGGUCAACCGCCUAUGUCAGUUUAUGCACAAUCCCACACAGGAGCAUUGGGGUCUGCUCAAACGUGUCCUCCGCUAUAUAAAGGUGACGCUAGACUACGGGCUUCGCAUCUCACCAUCCAGGACCUCGGAAAUACAUGCUUACUCAGAUUCUUUCUGGGCCGGAUGUCUAGUGGAUCGUAAGUCCACCAGCAGUUAUGCUGUUUUCAUAGGUACCAACCUUGUCUCAUGGGUUUCUAGGAAACAGCGUACAGUGGCUCGUUCAUCAACCGAAGCUGAAUAUAAAGGCUUAGCAGACGUCUGUGCAGAGGUGACAUGGGUUCUAUCGUUGCUACGAGAAUUGGGCCUCGACUCUUCGGUACCACCGACUCUGUGGUGUGACAACCUCGGAGCUACAUACUUAUACGCCAACCCGGUGUUUCAUGCACGCACCAAACAUGUCGAGGUGGACUACCACUUUGUCUGA
This is a messenger RNA of Ipomoea nil (Japanese morning glory), 612 nucleotides long. RefSeq lists its product as uncharacterized. The coding region runs from base 1 to 612 and encodes 203 amino acids. The transcript has a single exon. NCBI's taxonomy places the organism in Eukaryota, Viridiplantae, Streptophyta, Magnoliopsida, Solanales, Convolvulaceae. The record is from RefSeq and is a predicted model, not a curated record.